AUGGGUAUGGGUUUUGCCUUUCUCCCCACCUUAAAUAUCUUCACCGGUGCUCAGCAACGAGUUCUUGAACACGACAUCUCCUUCGAUAUCGUCCUUGCCAACUCUCCUAGGUCUUCACGUACCGCUCCUUCUCCGUGCAUGUCGCGUCCACCCAAGUCUCGCAUGCCACUGGAAAUCGUCAUGACUAUUAUGGAGAUGGCGUUCUACGAUGCGGCCUUCGACAUCGACUAUUCAUUGCUCAAGGCCUGUUCCCUCGUCUGCAGGGAGUGGUCUGCAGCCGCUCAGAAGCUGCUCUUCCAUAACGUUACUCUGCGCACCCAGUCGGCUUGUCUCUCCUUCCAGAACGCAGUCGACCCCAUCACGGAACAAGGUCGUAUGCUUGGCCAAGCAGUUGUACGGAUGCGAGUCAUACUGGAUCACAACCAGCCUUUUGGUAUCGCCGAGCAGUCAUUUGCUCAGGCGGUUGUCCUCUGCCCGAACCUGUUCGAGCUAAACUUGGCUCUGUAUGGUUCUGUGUCACCUGGCAAGGAUAUCAUUGGUUCUCCGGACUCCCUUCGCAUGCGACGCCCUGCCCCUUCCUUUGACGAGAGCACCCUAUCCCUUCUCCAAUGCGGUCCUGCCCUCUCCGCCCUCCAGUUCUCUAACUGGUCCGAAAAUAGCCAUUCCAUUUCCCAGUUGCUCACCGUGUGGCCAUCGCUCAAGUCUCUGGCUCUUAGUGGCAAUGCCCCAGAGCUACCCUCUGACACCCUCCCCCCUUUCCCCUGCGCCCUCCGCGAGCUCCACAUGAACUUCCAAACCUUUCCGUCACUAGAUUUCAUGGAUUGGCUACUACAUCAUUCUGUCGGCAGUCUCCGUGUGCUUGGCAUCGCUCAAGAACCGUCCAUGCAGUUCCUCGAGUAUUUCGUCGACACCCACGGAAACACUCUGGAAUCUGUCUCGCUUCCUGUCUGUUGGCAAGACACGGCACGUUCCUUGCAUCGUUGCCCGCAUUUACGGCAGGUCAGUGUGGAACGACCACUCGUAUCACCCCUGCUCUUCAAAAAGGUCUCAGAACGCCUGGAGCACAUCGCGUUCGGGCUUAACAAGAUGACUGCGCUGCAAUCAGUCAUUGAGACUGUCAAGACUCAGAAGUCCCUCAAGGCUGUCACGGUUCAUCUUUGGGGUGGUGAACAGCACCCGCUCUUCCCAUCCCUGCAGAUGGCCUGCGCCUUCCGGGGUCUUGAGCUUCGAAUAACGCCGGAUAUUAGGGUGUUCCGUACAUGGAUGCGAGGUGACCCAAUCGAACAGCAGACUUAUCCCCGCGGGAAAACACUUUCCAAUCUAUAUGUUAUGCGCGCACAAUCUUCUUUCCAUGCCUCCGGUCCACAUGUAUCAUUCCACUAA
Molecule: messenger RNA, 1383 nt
Organism: Guyanagaster necrorhizus
Lineage: Eukaryota; Fungi; Basidiomycota; Agaricomycetes; Agaricales; Physalacriaceae
Exons: 3
Coding region: 1-1383 (460 amino acids)
Source: RefSeq, a predicted model, not a curated record